UUCAAUUAGUGCCGUCGGAUUCUGUCUUUAGAAAAUUUAUUGUGGUUGCAAUUUACUGUCAGCAAAUUUUAACUCAAUUUGUAGAAAAGCAUAUUUUAGAUCCUGUGUAUAUUAUAUUUUACUAUUGUGUGUAUUUGGGGGAUUUUGUUUAGUAUCAUUUCAUUUACACAGUACAAGUGUAGACGGAUCCAGUUUUUAUUUUUUGUUUUAUAAGUGUGAAUGUGUGAUUCUCCGGAGUUGUCUAGUGUUAUUUCAUGUUUAAAGGAGUAGACGUUUCUGCAGUAUAUUUUAUGUUUAUUGUAUUUUAGUGUGGAUGUUCAUUUUCUUAUUUCAUUCCGGGGUGUGACUCGGGAAGAAAGAGUGGUUUAUUUGUAGUUGAUUUUAAAAUAAAUUGAAAUUGAGAAUUGAUUUCGGUGAAUUUAUUACCAGAAGAGAUUGUUUCAUAUUUAACAGAUUCUAAAAUAAGGGAGAGAAAACUGUGAACUUCUCAGCUCGUAGCGUAAUUUAGUUUCACUUUAGAAGUUGUGCUCUUAUUCUGUUGUUUGUCCGCUACGGGGCUGUAGUUUUACUUUCAUUUUGGAAAAAUAAAAUUGAAGUAGUUAUAUAUUAUAGAGUAUCCGUGGUAAAAAGGCGUGCGGAAGAUAGAUAAACCCAGUCCGAGAUAGACAAGAGACAUAAAGUAUUGAAGUGUAAAAGAUUCAAACGGUUACUUAUAUCUAAUAGUUUUGAUUGCAGUAUUGGGACAGGGCUUAAUAAAACUAAACCGACCCUGUUUAAAACUCAGCCGUGGUUAUCAUACAAGUAUACGGUGCAUGUGAAUUGAUUGAGACGCCUAGUGGAUAAAUUGUUUCGAGCUCUAAUAAAGAAUAUUGUAACUUUCAGGAAGACGGUAGAGAAUUAGUGAGAUCAGUAAGAGAUAGAGGAGUGCUGGUUGUUUUAUGGAAAUUGCCAUUUGAACGAGUGACAAGAAAUAAAUACUAUUGAUGUGAAUAUUAUUUUCAAUUUUAACAAGUGUUGAAUGUCAUUACAUUUCUAUCCUGACGAAGUUUAUUGGUAGUUUCUAAUUUUAACAAGUAGUAAAAUAUUAUUGUAUUCUUUAUUUUUGAUAGAUUAUACUUUUGACUUUAACCAGUAUUACAUAAUAUUACAUUUCUAAUUUGGAUAAAUUCUAUUUUUAACUAAAAAGAGUAUUACAUAUUAUUACAUUUUAAUUGUGACAAAUUUUGUUUUAAUUUUAACAAGUCUUAAAUAUCAUUACAUUUCUUGUGAGCUUUGACCGAUUUUAAAUUUCAAAUUGGACAGGUAUUAUAUAAUGAAUGUAGUUUGAAUUUUGACAAGAAUUACAUAUUACUGGAUUGAAUUCGCUUUAAGUUUUGACAACGCCUUGAAUCCUCUUUAACCGUCAUCGACUGAAGAGUUGAAUAUUAUUAUAUUUUAAUUUCAAAAAGAAGUUAACAUUACUGAAUUUUAUUGUCUGGCAAGUAUUAAAUAUUAUUAAAGUGAACUUUAAUUUUGAUAAAGAGGUGAUUAUUAUUAAUUUGACUAAGAAAACACAGAAAAUAAUUUUGUGAGAGUCUUUUGUGUAUUUACAGAAGGACUGGCAUCAAAUAACAUUGAAAGGAAGAAUAAACAACACAUUCAGGGUAAGAACUACUUCAGUGGGAAAAUAAAAUGAAAACUCUUAAGGAACGAUGGGAGAACAAAGAUAGGGAGAAGAAAAUUCAGAAAUUAAAAGAAAUAUAUGAGGAUUGGAAGCAAACGAAAAGAUAUGAAAAAAAAAAGGUUAAGUCUGAAAGAAAUUAGAAUAGGAAGGAGAUGCAAACUGCAACUUUCUGAGAAAGAAUGUACAGGAAGCAGGGUUUGUGUGUAAGAAGAAACAUGAGAGGAAAUGAAGAGAUGCGAAGCUAAGGAGAAAGAGAGAGAGACAGCUCAGCUGAUGAGACAACAUAAAGAGCUGGCUGUGCAGGGAGAACAGUGUAGUACAGGAAAGGACAUUUCAGCACAAAGCACCCCAGGAGAAACAUUGAGCAGCAGAUUUAUAACAGUGGAUGAGACUGGGAGUCAGAUAGAGGUUGAAAAUCAGGGAACAUAUCCAGUGGAAAUCAGAGGAGAAAUGAAGAUGAGUAAGAGGAUGAGAGAGGAGAGCAGAUAUAACUCCAGUAUAAAGACACCAAAGAAAGAACAGGAAAGAGAAGAACAGGAAUAUAGGGAACUAGGUCUCAUUCGAGGGAUACCAAAUAUGUGCCCACUAGUGGACACAAAUGGAAACCCAGAAUAAAAACCAUGGUCAUUCACAGACAUGGGAGCUAUCCUUGCAAAGUUACCUCAUAUCACGAGUGGAGGGGGUAAAUGGAUAGGGAAGGUAAUAACUUUGACGCAGGGCCAUACGUUGGCGAUAGGAGACCUGAGGGCAUUAUUGGGACAGGUACUGACUGUAGGACAGAUCACGGAAAUUGAGCAAGAGGCAGGAACGGUUGGGAUAUAUGAUGACCACCCAUAUUGUCAAGUGGCAUCAGUUUGGGGAAAGGCCCUGCGAAAGCUGUACCCAGCGCCAGCAGGCACUCUUUAUAAUAUCAAAUUUUCUCCAAAAGGGGAAGAAACAGCAGCAGCAUACCUGAGUCGAUGCAAAGGAGAAUGGGAAGAGCACACUGGGGCUCAUCCACAUGCAGACAAAAUAAACGAACAAAUGUUCAGAGCUGCUGUAUUGGAAGGAACUCCUAAAUCUGUACAAGAUGAAAUAAAAGCCAACCCCGAUUUACCAGGUGCUGUAUGUGAGGUUUGGGAACGACAUUUCCUUCAUCACAUGUCAAGGGCGAACGAAAAAGAAAAAGAAAAAGUAGGGGAAGUAGAGGAAUUGAAAAAACAGUUGCUAAAAUUACAGUUGCAUGAGGCCAGAUCUAAAAUAAAUGAAGAAAAAGGGAAAAAGAAGGAUAAACAAAUGGUAGUUCAGGAAAUGAAAACCCCUCCAAGAUACAACAAAGAACAGGAAGCUGACCCAUCAAAUGUAGAAUGGGAAAGAACCACCCAAAGACCAAUAUACUACUCCAAUAGAGGUAGGGGUGGGGAUUACAAUAGGGGGAGGGGAAGAGUACAGUAUCAAGAAGGGUGUUUCCGUUGUGGUCGUCCGGGACACUUCGUCCGUGAUUGUCGGAAACCUGAACUCGGAGCCCAACAGAGACCAUCUCGGGGCAGAGGCCAUAACCCACACAUGGCCCCUAACAUGGAAAAAGCACCACGACCACACUCCCAGUACCCUUUGUCCACUGGAGGGGAAAGGGAGUGGUACUGAGACAGCCCACGGAACGACCUCAGCAGGGUUAGGGCGGAACCCUUGCUGACUUUGGAGGUGAACUCACGUCCUGUUGAAUUCCUGGUGGAUACUGGGGCAACAUAUUCCACAAUGAACUAUGAACUUCCAAAAAAUCUUAUUUCAGACGAAACCACUGAAGUAAGGGGGUUUUCCGGGGCUAUAACUAGACUGCCAUUCUCCAAAGAACUCACAGUGCAGUGCAUGAAAAAACAAUCACUGACUCACUCUUUUCUGCUGUCAUAUUCCUCACCAACAAAUUUGUUGGGAAGAGACUUGCUAGUGAAACUUGGAGCUGAAAUCCUAUGCAGCCCGGAGGGGAUUAUAGUAACUAUGAAAAAUGGUAUCACCAUGAACUGUUCCAUCAUGACCACAAUGAGAACGCAUGGACAAUGGUUACUUUCUGCAAACACCUCUCCACAGGGAGCUGACAUUUACUGGGGGAGGGUGCUUCUGGGGGACACAAGGGACACCCUGAAUGAUCUGUACUGUCAAUGGGAACCUUGGAUAUUAUCAUUAGCACCAUACACUCAGCUAAUAGAUCCAUUGCAUGUCACUUUGUUUUAUGAUAGAACACAAGAGUACUGGUACCAAGAACAAUUUGAUAACAUCGCAGGAGAACAAUGGGAAAUUUGUGGGGCAGGAAUAAUGAUAGGCAAAGAGGGAGUGGCAGCUAUAGUAGAACUUACCCCCGAACAGGAACAAUGGUAUAGAAUGAGGGAAGAGGCAUCACCCCAUAUAUCAUUAUUAGUACAUCCCCAACACCAAGCUAAAGAUCUAGGACCAAUGGUAAAGAAGGGAAUAAAUUUAACAGAUUGGAGGGAAACCAAACUUCCUGGUGUAAAAUAUUAACCUAGCUCAGAGUAUUAUUUGAUCACACAAGAAACAAAAGACAAUGUAGUGUUGGAACACAAAUGGCUCUCAAGAUGGCAUGGUAGGGAUAAAAGUGAUCAUGAAAAUGAUGAAACAAUGUUGAGAAGUUUGCCCGAUCAGUUAUGAACACAGAAUCCCACAGAUGUAGGGUUUUGUAAAAAUUUCCCAGAAAUAUCGUUCGAGCUGACAUGUGAUGAUCCAAUUUUGGAGGCCUCAAUAAAAGCACAAACCAAAGGCAGAGGAAGGUAUCAAAGGUACCAUUGAAGGUUUGUUAACCGCAGGGGUUUUAGAGUAUGCUGAUUCCAAUUGGAACACACCCAUUCUGCCUGUGGAAAAACAAAACACAGGAAAAUUCAGAAUGGCACACGAUUUGAGAACAAUCAAUCAAAUCAUUAAAACUCCAACUUUACCUGUUCCAAACCCAUACACUUCUCUGAAUUAAAUCACUCAAAAUCAAUCAUGGUAUAAUUGCAUCGAUCUCACUAAUGAUUUCUUCUGUUUACCUCUCGCAGAGCACGUAAGGGACAUUGUUUGACCGUACUCACCGCGCACUCUGUGGUAACUUAUGUUAAUUAAUCAUCAUUUAUAAUUUCCACUCUGAGACAAAGACGGUUGGAAAACAGUCUGCACAACUAAAUUUGGUUUUCACACAUGAGGGCAUAAACAUGGCCUCAUAUUGGACAGAAGGAGAACCCCAUGACUGUUGUAUGACCGUGGAAAGGGAAGAGAAAAUUAGACCAGAUUUGUUGACACACAUCAUUACGGAGGGAGUUAUGGUGUUUUCAGAUGGAUGUUUUUUCAGAGAUUCGAGUGGAACACUGAGGUCAGGAAUAGGUAUUGCAGCACUGGAAGAGGAAGAGAUUCAAAUAUUGAGAGCAGAACCUUUACAGGGACAUCAGUCAGCUCAGAGAGCAUAAAUUGUGGCAAUGACAAAGGCUUUGGAGUGGGGAGAGGGAAAAUAAUUAACAUUUUUAGUGCCUAUGAAGUGGGUGCAGUAGUAACAGAAUUACCUAAGUGAAAAAGAUGUGUUUUUAUGGCAGCUAACAACAUAACUAUUAAACAUCAGGAAGAAAUCAUAGCAUUAGCAGCAGCUAUUUUGAGACCGAAGUAGGUGGCGAUCAUAAAGUGCAAAGGUAAUGAUAACAGUAACUCAGAUGCGGCACAAGGUAACCGGAUAGCGGACAUGGCAGUAAAGAUAGGUGCAGAGUACGUAACACAGAUGGUAUUGCAGAAUGCCACACAAGAAUGUACCACCGACAUUUUGCAUGAUCCAAACAUAGCAGUAGAACAAGAUAAAGCAUGAGGAAAAAUCCAUGUGGCUCCAAAAAGGAGCUGCAUGGACGCAAACUGGCUGGGUAGGGCAUGACGGUAGACCCGUAACUCUGCCCAGCAUGGUAAAACCCCUUCUCACUCAAGCACACACCCCCUCACAUGUUGGAAUCAAACAACCCGUGUCCAAUCUUAACCAGUGGUGGCACCCAUACCUGGCUGCUACAGUUAAAGAAUUUAUCGCUAACUGCAGGGUAUGCUCCAUACACAAUGUACGUGCUGGAGUGAAAUGUGCCCCAGGUGUCUUCCCGCCACGGGGACCUGGUGAGGAAGUGGUUAUCGAUUACACAGACAUGGGGGACAGAGUGGAAGGUAAACGGUAUCUUUUGGUUUUCGUGGAUGUGUUUUCAGGUUGGCCAGAGGCGUGGCCCACGGGGAAGGAAGAUUUGAUUUCGGUGAUUAAGUGUUUGAUUAACCAAUAAAUUCCGCGUCACGGUUUUCCACGAAUUAUUCGCUCAGACAACGGUACACAUUUUAAGAAUAAAGAUUUGCAAAAGGUUGAGAGUGCACUGGGAUUGUGCUUCCGUUUCGGUACCGUAUAACAUCCUCAAUCACAGGAAAAAGUUAAACGCAUGAAUCUUAACCGCAUGACCUCAUUUACACCAUUUGAACUUCUGAUGGUAGUUCAUUUCCUGGUCCGUUCAACCCAGUGCACCCUGAACAAAUAAAAAUCUCGAUCACAGAACAUAAUUAACCAAACUGAAUGAAAUUGUUUCAAGUUUUUCCAAACAGAAAACCAUCUCUCGUGCAUAUCCAGAUGCAGAAAUCACUCUAUUGGAGGAUUGGGUGCUCCUAAGGGAUAUGGUAAGAUUGGACCUGCAGGAACUGCAGGUCCAAAAGGGGGAAUCCAACACAGGGGAACAACAGCAGGUUGACAUUUCCCAAAAGAACACAAAAGUUACACUCAAAGAACUAAAGGGGGAUUAUUCAACAGUCCAGAACAUAAAGCAUUAGCUCACUGCAUGAGCAAAGAUUGUGCAUUUGGAAAAGGAAUAGCAUUGGAAUUCAGAAAAAGAUAUGGAGUAGACAAAGUAGUUUGACAACGGAAAAUAGUGGGACAGUGCGCGGUAACACAGGAAGGGCAAAAAGAACAAUUUUUCAAAAGAGAAAGCCAAAGAUUUGCCAAAAUACGACACAUUGAGACAGGCAAUAAAAGAACUAAUAAAUAAACAUGUGAAGAACAAAGGGUAAAAAAGUUGGCUAUACUCAGGAUUGGGUGUGGUCUGGAUAGAUUAGAGUGGGAAAAAGUAAGGGAUUUAAUCAAAGAAGAGUUCAAAAACACUGAAAUAACCAUUACUGUGUAUGUAAGGGAAUAAUAAGUGGAAAAAAAGGGAGAUUGUGAUUGUGAAGUAUUUUACUAUUUUUCAAAUAUUUUACAUUUUAUUUUUGGAUUUUUAAAAUAUUUUACAGUUUCUAUUUCAUGAUUAUCAAAUAUUUGACACUUUUCUAUUUUCAGAUUUUAAAGAUUUUACAUUUGAAUAUUUUACAACUUCCAAGUAUUUUACAGUUUACUAUUUUUGGUGAUUUUUAAAGGUGUUACAUUUUACCAUUUUCAUGAGUUUCAAGUAUUUCACAUGUGACUAUUUUUUGAGAAUUUCAAAGAUUUUACAUUUUUCUACAUAUUGUGAUUUUCAAGGGUUUUCCAGUUUACAAUAUUUUAUGAUUUUCAAAGGACUUACAUUUUAAUAUAUCCUUUUGUGAGCAUCUUUGAAAAUAUUUGAUAAAAUUCUACAAUUUUCAUAUAUCCUUUCAGGAGUAUUUUUUAAUAAUAUUGUUUUACAUGUUUAUGGAUUAUUUUACAAAGGCAUUUUGAAGACAUUUUACAAUUAUCUUGAAUUAAAAUAUAUUGUGGUAUAGAUUUGUAGGCUUAUCAGUUUACUUUUAACGUGUGUGUUUUGAAAUUAUUUUACAUCCAGUUUGACUAUAUUUUACAGCCUUCAUCUAUAUUUUUAUAAAUGUUUUAUAAUUCUUUUAUUUCUGGGAUAUAUAACAUUUUUAUUACGUGACAGUUUUUAGAGGAAUAUUUACUAUAUUUUGGUUAUAUUUGACAGUGUGUGGAGGAUAUAAUUUUGCUGUAUUUUACAGGACGUUUAUAAUAAAUGUUCACCAAAUUUGUAUAUUUGAAUAUUUUCAAGCCGAGAUAAGAUUUACACGAAAUCAUAUAUUUGUGGUAGUGCCUGUUUAGAAAUAAAUAAAUAAACAAAUAAAUAAAGUGACAAAAAUUCAGGGAUUAAGAACCCAUGUAAUAGCUGGAUGACAAAAUGGUUUGGGCAAUACAGCGCACUGAUAACCUCAUUGAUAAUGUCUAUUGCGGUGGCGGCAGCAAUAAUAGUAAACUGUGGAUGUUGUUGUAUGCCAUGUAUCAGAUCUUUGUGUAACAGGUGUAUCGUGAAGACGGUGGAGGGAAAGGAUCCUCCACCGUAUCAGAUGCCACUGCUGGGAGGAGGAAGUACCAAAGGAGGAGGAUGAACCAGUGGUUGAUCUCCUGUAAAGGAGAUCAAAAGGGGGAAUGAAGGAAAAUGAGAACAUUUCCCACAUCAGUAUAUCCUUUCAUUAUUAAUAAUUGCAUUGCUUCUAAUAUUAUAAAGCAGUUAUGAGUAUUAAUAUUUAGCAGUUUAUCACAUAGUAUUGAAAUCAGUUAUGUUUAUGAUCGGUCUUAUUUGUUGUGCAUGAUCAAAGCUUAUAUAUGAAUCCAUUGCAUUUGACUCUAAAAGGUCAUGUCUGCAGAAUUUUGGAGGCUUGCAGUCUUGUGUGGUAUGUAUGUAUGUGUGUUUUUUAACUUUUGCUUUGCAGAGACACCUGGGGAGAAAAACAGGAUGUCGGGGCGACAGGGUGAACUAAAGGUCAAUGUUGUUUAUAGCAGCAUGAACUUCUGAGACAGAAGUAAAACUUUCCAUCGAACGGGCCCCCACCCAACUACACAUAUAUAUUUUUGGGUCAGAGGGAGAGGCAGAUCAGAUCAACCGCUCCUCGGGGGACCUGUUUCUGCAUUGGUGUUGUGUAAAGAUAGGGACAGUUUUGACCCAGAGCUCUGUAAUACUUCAUUUGAGAUACUUAUUAAAAAUAAUUUGAUUUGA
Molecule: messenger RNA, 8586 nt
Organism: Misgurnus anguillicaudatus (oriental weatherfish)
Lineage: Eukaryota; Metazoa; Chordata; Actinopteri; Cypriniformes; Cobitidae
Source: RefSeq, a predicted model, not a curated record